Molecule: messenger RNA, 4795 nt
Organism: Folsomia candida
Lineage: Eukaryota; Metazoa; Arthropoda; Collembola; Entomobryomorpha; Isotomidae
Gene: tmod
Product: tropomodulin
Exons: 14
Coding region: 1030-2274 (414 amino acids)
Biological process (GO): pointed-end actin filament capping; myofibril assembly
Cellular component (GO): myofibril
Molecular function (GO): tropomyosin binding
Source: RefSeq, a predicted model, not a curated record
ACACGACACGUUACAGUUACAACAACUUCCUGUGUCGCAAGUAUGUGUGGUGGUUUGCUGGCUGUUCUGUUGUAAAUUAUUCUAUCUAUCGUUCCUAUUGGAAAAUGGUUUGAUUUCGUUCUGUCUCUCAAACUUUCCAUUACGAAGAGUAACGCAAACCCCAGAAGACUUGCACAACUAAGCAAGUCCGAAUUGACGAGUGCUUUAAAGAGAAACAAGUCAGUCAUCAGAUCAUACCAUUGCUUGCUCCACUUGUGUAAACUGCUUUUUUUGGGGGGGGAGAAAGUGCAAAAUCAAUCACCCAAAUUGUGCAAUAAAGUCAUAAAUUUGCGAAUUAUUGCAGUGAUUUAGCAAGUAAUUUGAAUUUGGAGAAAAGUGGUGAAAACUAAUUUGAAGAAUUCUGUGUAAAGUGCGGGUUCCCAAAGUGAAAGCAAAAACGCUAAGGAACAUUUGCCAGUGUCAAUUUCAAUAAAGAAACCUUGACUUGACACAGUUCACCCAAUUUUUUACAAAAACUGUGACGUAAUUUUACACAAAACUAAUUUGUUUUACAAGAAAUUGGAUAUCUACUAUUCAAUUCAUGACGAGAGUGAGGAUGAAAUUUGAUACGGUUUUAAUUAAGUUGGUGCCCGUCAUUUAAACCAAAGUCUGAGAACUUUGCAGAGCAAAAAAAGAGUUAAAAAGUCCUUGGAUUUAAUGUGCACGGUUUCGUUACACACAACGAAUUUGAUCGUCCUUGGCUUUGGUUGUCUCGCUCCGAGGAUAAAGUUGACUAAGUCAAGUUGACAUUUUGGACAGAAUUUGGACAGAAAAAAUAAGACGAUAUUUUUGUCAAGAUUUUCAUGUCCGAAAACUAUUGAAGGACUGUAAGAUCUCUGUGACACAAAUAUUGUACAUACCUCAAGUGUACAUAAAUCGUGACCGAAUAGUUAAAGCACGGCACCCAGCAACCUAUUCUCGUUUCUUUGUUCUUGUUUGUCCCCGUCAAAAAAAUCAGUCAAAAUUCCUCCGCAACCAGAACCCGUCAAAAUGUUGGGAGACGCCGAGCCCUUGGUGCAGGAGACGAUGGAGGAGAUCGAAACCGAGGGCGAGCUUCGCAAGAAGAUUGUCCGCAAGACGACCUAUCAACUGGACGAGAACUCAUCCAUGACGGCGACAAAGACGACGACAAUGACGACCCGGAAAUUGUACGGGAAGGAUUUGUCCGAGUAUGAGAAGAUGGACGUGGAUGAGCUACUCUCCCAACUGACACCGGAAGAGUUGGACAUCUUAUCGAGGGAAGUGGACCCUGAUGACGAACUUCUUCCGCCCGAUCAAAGGACAAGUUACAUGUGCGAUAAGAACCCGACCGGUCCACUGAACAGGAAACAAUUGAUUGAUCACAUUAAUAAAUUGGCCAUUGAGACCCCGGACCGUCCAGAAAUGGUUCCGUAUGUUGCUGGCACCGUACGUGGGAAAAAGUUUACUGCUCCAGAGAAACCAAAGACAAAGCAGGAGGAGGAAAUCGCCAUUGAUUUGGGUGACGAGUAUGAACAUGCAUUGACCAAGGCGUCAGAGGAAGAGUUGGUGGAUCUUGCGGCCAUCCUUGGGUUCCAUUCAAUGAUGAAUCAAGAGCAAUACAACAACGCGUUAUUGGGCAAAGAACAACCGAAACUGGGUUGGAAUGGGAUCGCUAAGGCAUAUCAACCGAAAGCAUUGCCAUUUGAGCCACCUAAUUUGACCGACGUUGAGAAAUCUAUCCAACAAGUUCGAGAUGACGAUUAUGGACUCAAUUGUCUCAAUUUUAACAAUAUCCAGAUUUCAGACCAGCAAUUCGCCAACUUGUUUGAGGGUCUUAAAUCAAACACAAAUUUAGAAUCUCUGUCUUUAUGUAACACGGGAAUGACGGACAGGACUGGGAUUUUGCUAGCCGGGGGUCUUUCCAAGAAUUCCACACUUCGUACCAUAAACGUGGAGACCAACAACUUGAGUCCGAGUUCCCUAGUGGCGAUCAUCAAAUCCUUGCUGAGUACGAAAUACGUAGAAGAAUUCAGAGCAUCCAACCAACGCCAGCAGACAUUAGGCAACAAGAUUGAGAUGGAAAUUACCAAUUUGUUAGAGCAAAAUCCAACCAUUCUCCGCGUUGGUUUGCAUCUGGAAUAUAAUGAUGCUAGAAACCGAAUUGCUUGCCAUUUACAAAGAAACCUUGAUCGAAUUCGACUAAAACGAAUCAGUGGAGAGGGUGGGGAGUCGUCCUCUUCCACGGCCAGAUCAAAAUCCAAAGCUAAAAAGUGAAUGAUUUCCAAAAAAAACUAACAGCACUUUUCUGCACGAUGAGUUUUUAUCAGAUUGGAUUCCUUCAUCAGUACCAAAAAUACAUAAUAAGUUUACACCUAAAGAAUUAUAAGAUGAACCUUUGCUGCUUAAGUUUCCAAGAGGUGAUUCAAUUUCCUCCACACCACAAUUUCCCUCAUCUCUAUAUAUCUCCGCUUCUAGUUCUACUCGACUUUGUCACAUCAAUAAUUGCAUUACUGCCAUACAUACAUCUCACUUUCUUGAGAAGUUUUAAGAACGCAGAUCGAAAAGAAUCGGUUGAUGGUUGUGUCUGUCGAAACAGUGCUCGUUCCUUUAUAUACCGUACCGUAAACCCACCCACGCCCACACCCUUCGUUCAUGUUUAGUUAUAAAUAUAUAAAAUAGAGACAAUGUACUGUUGACUACUUUUAGAAUGUGCCGUCAGUUCAGUUCAGUUUUAAAUAACUACAAAAAAAGUGACGUCUUGAUUUUCUUCGCUGUUUUAUUAAUGAUGAUCGCACACAGGUAGCCAGCAACAAUUGAAAGAAAUCUGUAUAAACACACCUUGUUUUUACAAUCCUUUUGUGCCGUCUGUCUAAUAAGGAAAUUCGAAAUUUUUUGUAUAUGUUCCGUUUUGUUACUUUAACUUCAUGUUUAAAUAAUGCAUGAGGAUGGUGGACUUAUUAUUAAUGAGGAUACAAAUAAGAAGUAUAAUAAUAUAGUUGAAAAAACCGUAAUACAUAUUAAGUAGUACUGAAUUGGGAGAUGAAGAUUUUUUUGAGGGCGGAGGAUGAACAUUAUUUAAGGAAGGAAGGAACUGAUCUCCCAAUCCAAUUUAAUUAAAAUUUAAAAUACCUGAUUUUCACACUUGUACAUACAUCAACAGAAACAUUAAAUACAACACGACUCAUUAUCAUAUCAUUAUAUAACAUCCUUCUUCUUCACAACACAGUUAAAAUGAGUUUUAGUUUUGCUACUUUUAGAGAAAUACUAAACACAAAUUAUGGAAGACUUAUAAAAUUUUAAAAUCCUAAAAACCUCAAAGUAUGUACCUUGAAAAGAUGCAGUUUAAAAAAAAUACCUAAGUUAAUACACACAUACGAAGAAAGAGGAUAGAAUGGAGGAUAGAAUGAGAAUCAACAACCACCUACACAUGUAAUCUCUCUGAUACAACGAAGCACGCCUUCAACGAACUGGUAGGGCACCUCGUUCCUGUCUUUCCGGCAUGGUCACUCUAGGACCUCCAUCAUGAUAACCGCCAAAGAAAUAAAUAAAUUCUUACACUUCCUUCCUUCUCUUCAUAUCUGGGAUGGAGUUCAAUUUCAAAUUCUAAAAAUUGCUGCAAUAUGCGAAAAUCUGGAACUAUGUAAUCAGUUAUCUCAAGCCAAGCGAUGCAACCACACACUUGUAAAAUAUUACCAAUUUGCUCUAGAAUCUACCCAUAUAGCUCAAUAUUUAAGAACAAUUUGUCAGUAGAGGAUUUUCUAAAAAAAAAGUUAGAAUGAAAUUGUGAAUUGCCUUGAAACUCAUGCUGCCAGCCAGUCCAGUUGUAAAAAAAACCUAUUGUGAUUUGUUUUCAGAAAUGUAAAUUUGUAAAAGCGGUUGAAAUUUUUAAAACAUUUUUGAAAUUGCUCUAUUUCCUAUUCAUCUUCAUCAUGCUGAGCUAGUAAGUAUUAACAAUAGUAGGAAUUAGAAAGCUAAAAGCCAUUUUACAAAAAAAGUGGUGAUUGGUACACAAAUAAAGUGGUAGAUAUUUCAUAUGCAAUGACGUAACAAAUAUGUAGGCAGCCAAUAAUGUAGAUAAGCCACAGCCAACUAACUUUAGCUCACAAUGAAUCAUUGUUAACUUGUAUUUAGACAUGCGAAACAACCUGCUGCAUGUAAAUGCGCCCCACCCACUGUAUUUGAGAGAUGGGAAAAUGAUUAUAUUAUUAGGUAAAUAGCGUAGCUACAUAUUUACUCGUUGUUAUUAGUUGACUAUGUAUACAGAUAAGCUUUAAAUUGAGUGAUACUCAAUGCAUAAAGAAAAGAAAACUGCACAGUUGUGAUUGUGACUGAGUUUGAAUGCAGAUGCAGCCAGUAAUAAGAUGUAAUAAGACUAAUUAAUCUUAAGACAUUUCAUUCAAAAAAUUAGACAUUUACUAAUUAUUACCUACUCAGUUUGCAAUUUCAACUCUUUAUGCAAUUAUAAUGAAACAUUAACGCUCACGAAAAAUAUUGUUCUGAAACUUUCUCCAAAAUUAUUUGCUGGCGGUUGUCUAAUUUGCCGUUUUAAAUCGUUAUAUAGGAUAGAAUUUUAUUUUACUUUUACUAAAUAGAUAUUAUACACAUAUAUUUACGCGCAAUAAUGGAAAUUAAUAAGGAUUCCUUUUUUUUCGGUUGUUUUAAGCAAGCUGGUUGAUAAAGUAUAUAGUAAUUUAGUCAAAGUUAUUGAAUGUUGCUGCGACUGUGUGCAAACAAGUGCACUAAAAAUAAUGUUAUUGUGGGGCGAUAUAUUUAAUAAAAUCUACUUAAUUUGGGA